UCCGGGCAGAGGGGCGGGCUCUACGUCACUUCCUGGAGACUGGCUGAAUCCGGAAGUGAUCCCAGAGGAACGAGUUGUGGCUGAGGACCCCGGCGGCAGGCCCAGGUUCGGGACCAUGAGCUGGAUUCCUUUUAAGAUUGGGCAGCCCAAGAAACAGAUUGUGCCCAAAACAGUGGAGAGAGACUUUGAAAGGGAGUAUGGAAAACUUCAGCAGCUGGAAGAGCAGACCCGGAAGCUGCAGAAAGACAUGAAGAAGAGCACCGACGCUGACCUGGCCAUGUCAAAAUCUGCCGUGAAGAUAUCCUUGGACUUACUCUCCAACCCCCUCUGCGAGCAAGACCAGGACCUUCUGAGCAUGGUGACAGCCCUGGACACGGCCAUGAAGCGAAUGGACGCCUUCAACCAGGAAAAGGUGAACCAGAUCCAAAAGACUGUGAUCGAGCCCUUAAAAAAGUUCGGCAGCGUCUUCCCGAGCCUCAACAUGGCGGUGAAGCGGCGGGAACAGGCCUUGCAGGACUACAGGAGGCUGCAGGCCAAGGUGGAGAAGUAUGAGGAAAAGGAGAAGACGGGGCCAGUGCUGGCCAAGCUCCACCAGGCGCGAGAGGAGCUGCGGCCUGUGCGGGAGGACUUCGAGGCCAAGAACAGGCAGCUGCUGGAGGAGAUGCCGCGCUUCUACGGCAGCCGCCUUGACUACUUCCAGCCCAGCUUUGAGUCCCUCAUCCGAGCACAGGUUGUGUACUACUCGGAAAUGCACAAGAUCUUUGGAGACCUGACCCAGCAGCUUGACCAGCCAGGCCACUCCGAUGAGCAGCGGGAGCGGGAGAACGAGGCCAAACUCAGUGAGCUCCGGGCCCUCUCCAUUGUGGCCGAUGACUGAAUCCCCGUCACUCUUGGACGACUCCUGUGACACGGUCAGCCUCGCUCGUCCUUGCCCUUCUCAGGGCUAACUGCUCCUCUCACAGGCUGGGGACAGAGGUGGCCCUGGUUCACUUGCCGGCCCUUUGCAAUGAGUGACUCUUCCUGAGCCUGGCACCAGGAUCCCUAGACAGGCCGCCAUCUCCCCACUCACAGCCCCAGCAGGUAAGCAGUGUAGACAAACCCUUGGGGCUUUUUUAUUUGGAAAACCGUCCAGCAUGCAUCCUGGCCCAUGGCCUGAGCAAGCUGCAGCCCUUCUGAAGCCAUGGGCUUUGUCGGCUCAGUUGGGGGUCUUAGCCCUGCAUGCAUUGUGGGCAUCAAAUCUACCUCCAAAAGACCCAUCCUGGGGAGCCCUCUGGCCCCUCGUUGCCUUUUCACUUAAAAGCCUCUUUUUUCUGGGAGAGGCCCUGAACCCUGCCCAGGAGAGCUGUUCCUCCACCCUGGCAGGCCCUCAGCCAGCUUCCCAGCAAGACAAAAGCUACCCUCGUGACUUUGGGACCCAAGUCAUUGGGGUUCCCGAGGUCACUGAGAACUGUUACCUCGGGACCUCAAACUGUCAGUGGAACUGUCCCACCACACAGAAUGUCCCACAAGAAUUCGCAGGUCUCAAAGCAAAACAGUGGGUUUGUGUCUCACCUGAGUAUUUGGAAUUUUAUUUUUUCAAGUAAAGUUUUCAAUGAAAUGUGCACAUGGUAUUGUUAUAACUUAGGGCGAGCAGGGGAAAUUCUCUUCCAGGGCCUGCUGCCCUCCGCUGCACAGCAGCACCCUCCAGCAGGCAGCCCAGCACGCAGGGGUCUGUGUGUGCCUCCCCGGCCCUGCCCCACCUUUUGGAGUGAACUGCACCGUGGUCCAGCAGAGAUGCUGGGUGGAAGGGCACGCACGCAAGCCUAGGAGAGGAGUAGGAAGAGCUGUGGAGGACACGCUCGGUUUGUUUUUGACUUUGGUUUAUUUAAAAAACAAGCCAAAAAAAAAAAAAAAAAACCAA
Molecule: messenger RNA, 1900 nt
Organism: Chlorocebus sabaeus (green monkey)
Lineage: Eukaryota; Metazoa; Chordata; Mammalia; Primates; Cercopithecidae
Gene: BIN3
Product: bridging integrator 3
Biological process (GO): plasma membrane tubulation; actin cortical patch localization; endocytosis
Cellular component (GO): cytoplasm; actin cytoskeleton
Molecular function (GO): lipid binding; protein binding
Source: RefSeq, a predicted model, not a curated record